Messenger RNA from Panicum virgatum (switchgrass), 565 nucleotides. RefSeq lists its product as uncharacterized. Bases 156 to 407 code for a protein of 83 amino acids. The transcript has 4 exons. The record is from RefSeq and is a predicted model, not a curated record. Lineage: Eukaryota; Viridiplantae; Streptophyta; Magnoliopsida; Poales; Poaceae.
GGGAAGAGUGGGGCCCACCUCCUCUCCGGUCUUCCUUGUCGUUUCCCCAACCGCAUCGCAACGCCAUCACCCGCACUCCGGAUCGGCGCCCCGAAGAAUAGACGAGCAGAGCAAGAGCAAGCAUCAAGCAUCCUGCUGCCGACCGAUCUGGCGACAUGGUUUGCGUCGCGUGCCUGCUGCCCCUCUUCUUGAUCCCGGUGGUCAACGCCCUCCCCUACCUCUUCGACCUCAUCCUCAGCAAGGUAUAUCGGCUGUUUGGAUGGGAAUACAGGAGACCUGAAAGAGCCCCACCUGCCUGUCCUUACAAACCUGCAGCUAAGAAGAACGAUGAAGACGCGAGUGAAUCAAAACCUCUAGUUCAACCCCACGAUGCUGCUGCAGCUGCAGAUGAUAAAAAGGAGGAAUAACGCGUGUAAUUCACUCUGGUUACCAUGUUAACUGCUGCUGCCUUGAGCAGAGAGCAUCCCUCAACAUCUCAUAACUAAGAAAUAAUUGUUGUGAUGAAUAUAUAUAUAUUAUAUAUUUUGGUUGGUGAAUGUACUUGUAAUUCUGCUCCGGAGCCUUA